AUGCUCAGGCUUCUCAGCUUCAUCGUCUGCCUCGGCCCAGCGAAGCCCUCGGCCGCCCCGGGGGAAACGCGGCGGACGGACCGCUUGCGCGGCCACCCGUUUCCCGCCUCCGUAACGCCUGGGCGCCCACGCGAGGCCAUCGGACGUCACGCUGCCCUCCGCUGCUCCACAGAGCCUAUCGCGGGCAGUCUGUGUGCGGCGGCGGAAGAGCAGGCACUGAUAUGCGAGGCUGUCUCUCCGCUUCACUGGCGUCGAGGCGGUAAACGCCUUCCUCAUCCGCAAGGAGAUGGCACUGGCAAGGCCGCAGAGGCCCCUCGGCCAGAAGCGCUUAAAUCACACUCCACACCAGACCACUUGAAAGAAUAUGUCCAAUCCAGUACUCAGAUAGGGCCAGGACCUCCAGUUCGCUAUCGCUUAACAACAGAGAGAACGGACUUGGAUGAAAAAGAAGCGGUCAAAAGAUGGAUAUUUGGACAGAGAGAUACAGACAAAGAGAAUAAAGUCAUACUGAUUUUGGGAGAAACAGGGACAGGAAAGACCACUCUCGUCAAUACCAUGGUUAAUCACAUUCUGGGUGUAAAAUGGGAAGACAAAAUAUGGUUUGAAAUCACAGAGGAGGGUGAUGAGAAUCUGGCCCAAUCACGAACAACCUCAGUCAUCGUCUAUGAGGUCUUUGUUAAGGAAAACCCACUCUCUCUCACUAUCAUAGACACACCUGGAUAUGGAGACACAGAGGGGAUUGAGAAGGAUGAUCAGGUCACUGAAAAUCUGAUCAAGUUGUUCAAAGAUGAAGAUGGUGUCAAGGAAAUAGAUAUGGUGGGCCUUAUGGUGCCUGCAUCACACACUCGCCUCACUGACAGGACAUGCUACAUUUUUGAUACAGUUCUGUCUCUCUUCUCCAGAGAAAUUCAGAAUAAUGUAGUGCUCUUCGUCUCAAAUUCAGAUGGGCUGCCUGCUAAAAACAUCAGUGACAUUGCUAAAGAAAUGGGUCUGCCUUGUGCCAGAAAUAAGAAGAAGGAACCUGUUCAUUUCUUUUUCGCCAACCGUCAGACGGAGACCUUUGGAAAGAAGUACGAAAAUAUUGAAAAAACCCUUUACGAGUGUAGUGAGACAAAUAUUAAAAGCAUCCUCACCUUUCUAGAAACAGUGGAAACAAAAGACUUACAGAUGACUGAGAGUGUAUUGCAAAAACGCAAGCAGUUGAAUGAUGCUGUAAAGGACUGUUCUGAUCACAUUGACUUCAUUGAAAGAAAACACCAUGAGCUGCGAGAAGUUGAAAAUGCUAUGCAGAUACACAAGAAAGAAAUGGAAAAAAAUAAAAAUUUCACAUUUGAAGUAGAUGAACCCUACAAAGCCAAAGUCCCUAUUGAAACUACGCCAUUGCAGGCCAAAGAGGCAACAUGCUGCAGUGUGUGUGAGGAAAACUGUCAUGCAGAAGGGUGUUGGUGGGUCAGAGAUCUCUCAUGGUGCAGUGUCAUGAAAAAUGGAUAUUGCACCGUGUGCGCUAACAAGUGCCACUACACGGACCAUGUGAAGGAGAACAAGGUGUAUGUUCACAGGACAAGGAAGGUGAAAAUGAUAAACCCUGAAAUGAAACAGAGGUAUGAAGCCCAUGAAAAAGAAAAUGGGAGGAAAUUAACUGUGAGAAAUGAAAUCCAGGAUGAUCUAGAUAAAGCAGGGAAAGAGAAAACCAGACUGGCAGAGGAAGCUUAUCAGUGCAUUAUCUCACUAAAACAGAUGGCUCUGAAUGCUAUUUCUCUGAGCACUCAUCAGCAUCUUGACUUCAUGAUUGAAAGGAUGGAGGAGUUAGGAAGAUCAGAGAGAGUUGAAAAACUGAUGAGUCUCAAAGAGGAAUUUCACAAACGCUUCUCUCAGCAGCAGAAGCAUAAGCCGUGCAGCUUGGGAGAGUCAGGCAUCAUCGGGGCAACAGCUGCAACGAACAAACGAGUCAUUCCGCGCUUCAACCCCUUACGAUUCCUUCCUUACCGGUUCGGUUCCAGAAUCAGCUUGAAUCAGACAGCACAGAAGACAAAGCUACGGUGGCCUUCUGCAGGAUUUCUGCUGUAA
This is a messenger RNA of Chanos chanos (milkfish), 2067 nucleotides long. RefSeq lists its product as uncharacterized. Bases 1 to 2067 code for a protein of 688 amino acids. The transcript is spliced from 4 exons. NCBI's taxonomy places the organism in Eukaryota, Metazoa, Chordata, Actinopteri, Gonorynchiformes, Chanidae. Gene Ontology annotation, molecular function: ATP hydrolysis activity; GTP binding. The record is from RefSeq and is a predicted model, not a curated record.